This is a messenger RNA of Osmerus eperlanus (European smelt), 3428 nucleotides long. RefSeq names its product sphingomyelin synthase 2a (gene sgms2a). Gene Ontology annotation, molecular function: sphingomyelin synthase activity; ceramide cholinephosphotransferase activity. The record is from RefSeq and is a predicted model, not a curated record. Gene Ontology annotation, cellular component: Golgi membrane; endoplasmic reticulum membrane; plasma membrane. The transcript is spliced from 7 exons. NCBI's taxonomy places the organism in Eukaryota, Metazoa, Chordata, Actinopteri, Osmeriformes, Osmeridae. Gene Ontology annotation, biological process: sphingomyelin biosynthetic process; ceramide biosynthetic process. Bases 1399 to 2403 code for a protein of 334 amino acids.
UCUACACUGGCUGCAGAGGAAUGCUACUAGUAGCCCGACCUGUAGAUAGCUAGGCUAACUAGCCACAACAAUCGGAUGUUUUGGUGACAAGUGUGGCUCAGGUGUCGUAUUUAUAAAAAAAGUAUUCCCCACAGUGGUAUCUAGCUAGCCAAGUAAAAGUUAGCAAGCAAAUGAAACUGGAUGUGGGGGCUAAGGAAUCACCCAGGAAUACUCACCCAGUUUUCGGGCGCAUUGGUGAGCUUUGGUUUCUUGUUCGAGUUGCCAGACGUCUCCAUGGCCCUGAUGUCGUAAAAGCUUCGCCCACUCUACAGUAUACUGUUUGUACAAACUAGUAAACAAAUAACGUAAUCGUUACACCUAUCUUUUCCAGACAGUUAAAUGAAUGGACGAAGCCGAUAGCGGAACCGUGGAAGCUAUGACGACCAGACCGGGGUCUCGAAAUUAGUCGGAAGUGAUGUGUACGUCUACCGGCGAAUAUCUGUUCUUGAGAACUGAUUCGGGAUCAGAUAUCCGCCUAAUGUGAACGCACUCCAAUGUAUCGUUUGUCGAUAAGAUCACGAGUCUUAUGACGUUAUUGUAUUGAUUCAUGCAACAAGAUUAAAUGAAGGUACAUUUUCACCUCCAACCCAACCUCUGGUGACUGCAACAUGAACACGACCAUAUGGGAUUUGUGGUAGUUUGUAAUCGUGUACUGCCAGCAGAUGUAUAACCACCCCACAUCAAAGGUUCAGUACUUAUUCAUUGCCAAGACCAAAGGGGUAACAUCAACCCUUCAGAUUAUAGUGUAGACCCUGUGUGUUUUGUGUAGUUAGUAGAUAGCAAAAAUAUUUAAUAAGGUUAAUUUAGAAUGAUUUAAAUGCUAACAUUUAGCCUAGUAAUGCGAAGGAAUCUAUCGGGAGGAAUGACAGAGGUUGAAUGGCUUCCUAUAUAGGCCAUCAUAAGGUAAUGUACAUUUUACACAAAGAUUGAUCCUUCUUCAAAUCAUUGCUGCGGUAACAAAGUGGCAGAUAUAAUUGCACCGUUUCAUAGCUUAUGGGAGCUACAUUUGUUCAAGCCUAUCCAACCGGGCGAGACCUUGGAGGUGGAACGGGACCUGUGUGCGUGUCUACCAGGAUGGGAGGAGCGGAGCGCACGCCAAGAGAGCGCGCUCGCUCCCUCCGAUGUAAACAUCAGUAGCAGGAGCGUCUGGGCUCGAGAGCGGAGAAGGAGGCUGCGGGGUGCAACUGGAGAAGGUCUCCUUGACGACAGGAGUACGACGACAACAACAACUUUGGUGCAAUCUGGCCCAGAGGAGAAGCCAGUGAAGAAACGUCAUCAAAUCACUUCCUGCUUCUGGUGAACGAGAGAGCUCAUUGGCUGGCACGGUGUGUGGGUGUGGACCGGACAGUCUGGGCUCGCAUGGCAUCCCCAGAGCUUCCAGGAGAGAGAGCCCCUGGCUCCGCCCAGCUGGACCAGGGCACCCCGGGCAGAGAUGGCGUGGGCGUGGGUGGUGGUGGGUGUCGUGGCUGCGCAGCUAGCAGCGCCCAGCCCAACGGCGCCAAGCCGUGUCCCGCACACAAACCUGGCGGCGACGACAGCGGCCGGCCGGGCCGCCACGCGGCGAGUGGGCUCCGUAAGGCGCUGGGACGCCACCGGGACUACGUCAAGAUCUCCGUACCGGACGCCAAGGCCGGCCGGCCGCCCCCCAUGGAGUGGUGGAAGACCGGGUUGGCGUUCCUGUAUGCCGUGUUCAACCUGGUGCUGACCACCGUGGUCAUCACCGUGGUGCACGAGCGCGUGCCCGCCAAGGAGAGCAGCCCGCCGCUGCCAGAUAAGUUCUUCGACUACGUGGACCGGGUGAAGUGGGCGUUCACGGUGACGGAGGUGAACGGGAUGGUGCUGGUGGGCAUCUGGGGGGUGCAGCUGCUUUUCCACAGAUACAGGGCGAUCGCGGGCCGGCGUUUCCUGUUCCUGAUCGGGACGUUGUACCUGUACCGCUGCGUGACCAUGUACAUCACCACGCUGCCGGUACCGGGCAUGCACAUGACCUGCGCUCCCAAGCUGCAUGGAGACUCCCAGGCUAAGAUGCAGCGAGUCCUGCAGCUGAUCUCCGGAGGCGGUCUCUCCAUCACAGGGUCUCACCUCAUGUGUGGAGACUUCCUGUACAGUGGACACACCGUCAUGCUCACACUCACCUACCUGUUCAUUAAGGAGUCUUUGGAACCAAACUUGAGCCAAGCCCUCAGGUGCUCUCCCAACAACUACCUCACCCACACCUGGUGGAACCCCGUGUUCAACUUCUUUGAGCGUAACGUCCAGACGCAGGUUCCGUGUUCCUACAGCUGGCCCGUCUCCUGGCCGCCCGCCUGCCUCAAGAACCCCUGCAAGAAGUACUCCAUGGUGCAGAGCACCCGGGAGGAGUGAUGUGUCAAACCAAACACCCCCCCCUGUGGUCACGACACGUUGGCCUGUUCAGUCGGACGCGAGCCCUGUGAGAUCGGCUGGUCUAAAUACAUCUUGUUGGGUAUAUAGUUUGUAAAUGUUUGUUUUGCUCCUGAGUUGAUGCGUGUGGGGCUGCUGUUCCUUUGAAGUCAUUGUACUGGGUAGACAUAAAUCAAGCGAGCCCUAAGUGUUUGACAGUGUUUUUGAGCCCCGUGAUAUCAUCCUGGUAGGUUGACCACACAGAUCUCUCCAGGUAUUCACCGUCAGUGUUGCUUCAACCUACUACAACAUAUUAUUUAGUCAGUGUUUUUUUACGGAGACCAAAAAUGACGGUCGACCACGUUGAACAAGACACCAUAUCUGCCUCUGUUCAUGAUAGUGACUAUGCGACAAAGAAUAUUAUUCAUUUGUAUUACAAGUUUGUGAAGAAAUUGUGGUAUUGGAGAAGAUAGGCUAGUAUUUGAUAUUAUUUUAAAAAUUACUAAAAUAUUAGGUCCAAGUGACAAUUAUUUAUCGAAUACCAUUCCUACAUUAACAUAUGAAGAAAAGUUGGCCUUUUGUUGCUUCAAUGUGUAUUUUUAUACUUGUGAAAAAUGGUACUCUUACAAAAUGUUUUGACUUUCAGACGUUAUGCCAAGCGUUGGUACCGAGUUCCGUGUAGGCCUACAUGCAAAACCUAAAGCAGCAUCACCAUUAAAAACGAGAAUGUUGUGUACAUCUUAUGACCAAAUACAUCUCGGAGUCAAAGACGAAGCUGAUAUCCUAGUUGUUAGCGACUUCCUGACUAUUUUGUAGUCAUUGUUUUGAUAUUUUCAAACAGGUGCCUUAGAAAUAUAGUGUUACAUGUUAACAAGUAAGUUAGUUGACAAUGUUAGUUAUCAUAAUUGUUUUUAUAUCAUUUUUUAUGUUAAUGUUUUUCCUUUUUUUAAAUAUAGUUUAGGCUUUGUUCUUGGCAUUUUUGUAAUGUUUUUAACAACGUUUGGCUGUAAUAAACCGUCCUACGUCAA